GCCGGAUAGGUGGGCGAUUCCGUGCGUGUUGUCUCACUGAACGCGUGCUCUGCGAUUGGCGGUUGCUGGCGCUCCGAGUUGGCGGCUGCCUGGGCUGUCCGCAUUGGCUCGCCUUUGCAAAUGUGUUGUGCGACUUUCCGAGUCGUCCUUUGUCAGUUAUUCUGAAGCCAGUUUUCUUUCUCUCAGAUUAUUUUGUCUGUUUUUUUUUCCUGCGGAAUUGCGUUUUGCGGCAGGUUCUGGGAGGGUGAGAGUGAGCAAGGUCGUGGUUGGUGAGAGAAGUGUCUGCUCCCGGGGCAGCCAGGAUGAAAUGAUGGUUAAAAAGCACAGACCCGGGACCUGGCUUAGUUAACCUGACGCUGAUGCUUGCUGUUGACUUUGAAGAAGCAAAGCUACUUUUAGUUGCACUUCUUGAUUGAGUGGUUCCAGUGAACAUCUGCAUCAUGAAGAACAGUGAUGAACAAGUGACUGCAGUGUCCCAGAGAUUAUCAACCCCCACCCGGAGUUCCAGCAGCUCUUUUAGGCCAGAUGUUCGGCAGGACAGCUGGGAGAUUGUGGAAGGACUUCGCGACAGUACAAGUGCCAUCCAGGAGCCAGAGAAGCAGGAAGGAUACAUGCUGAAGAAGAGAAAGUGGCCUCUGAAAGGCUGGCAUAAGCGAUACUUCUUCUUGGAGAAAGGAAUCCUGAAGUACGCAAAAUCUCAGGCUGAUAUUCAGAAAGGAAAACUUCAUGGUUGCAUUGAUGUUGGGCUGUCUGUGAUGUCAAUAAAGAAGAAGGCAAAAUGUAUUGAUCUGGACACAGAAGAGCAUAUAUACCAUCUGAAGGUAAAAUUCCAGGAGUUUUUUGAUGAAUGGGUAGCAAAGUUGCGUCACCACAGGCUAUACCGCCAGAAUGAAAUUGCCAAGUUUCCCCAUGAUGUGACUAAUCACUUCUUCCCAGCCUCGUCUGCUACAGACUCUUCAAGCUCUUUGAAUUCCCCUUCUUUCAGGAAGUUGAAGAGAGGAAGUUUAUGCAAACAAAUGUCACUCCAAACUAGCCCAGGUUUUCCUGUCAGUUAUUCUAACAGCCAGUCGAAGGUGGCAGCGUGGUUACAAAGUUCGGAAGAUAUAGAUAAAUGUUCAAAAGAUCUUUCUCAAUGCCAAUCCAGUUUAACAGAAUUAAUGCAGCUUUUGCAAAGCAUGGAAGUUAUCCAUAGAACAUACUCAGCACCAUCUAUUAAUGCUAUUCAGGGAUAUGUUUUUGAAAGUCCCAAAAAGGAAAAGCGCUUUCAGAGAAGGUGGCGAACUAAAAGUUUUGGCAAGGAUGCGAAAUCAACACUACAGGUUCCUUGUAUCUCUGCCAGCCCAAUGAGACUGCAUGCAUCAAACCCUAACUUGUCUGAGGUAUUUAAUGUAGAAGCAAAGCAUUUUUCGGAUGGUUCAGACUGGCCUUCAGAUUAUUCAAAACUGCAAGAGGAUUUCUGCCAUAUUGCUCAAGAAGUUCAUUCUGCUCUAAAGUCGGUGUACAAUUCAAUGGUCAUUGAAAGGGAGAAACUGAAGCAGUUGGUAUCAGAACACGAUGCUUGCCACUCGCCGUCUGCACAGAUCAUUGGUCUGAAAACUGCCUUGAGCUCAGCUUUAGCUCAGAAUGCAGAGCUCAAAGGCCGGCUGUGCAGGAUACAUGCUGAGUCAAGGCUGGUAGAUCCAGCUGUCACUCUGUUUUCAAGUCCAGGUUCAGUAAAGCAGCAAGACCUCACCCAAGUAAGUAAUCCCCUGGUCCAUCAGCUGUCCAAUGAAAGCAGGAUCUCUCGAGCAGACUCCCUCUCUGAGUUCUUUGAUGCACAGGAAGUUUUAUUAUCUGCAAGCUCAUCAGAGAAUGAGGCUUCAGAUGAUGAUGAUGAUUCAUAUGUCAGUGACAUAAGUGACAAUACUUCAGAAGAUAACUUAACCACUGAAGCAGAAGCUAAUGCUCAGACAAUAUAUCAUUCUCAAAAUGGUACAAGUCAGCAUAGUAGAAGAAGAUCAUGCCUGCCUGCUCCAGGACCAAAUAAUAGUAACAUAAGCCUUUGGAACAUUCUAAGGAAUAACAUAGGGAAAGAUCUUUCCAAGGUUUCCAUGCCAGUUCAGUUAAAUGAACCACUGAACACACUUCAGCGCCUUUGUGAAGAACUGGAGUACAGUGAGCUGCUGGACAAGGCUUCUCAGGCAGAUGAUCCAUUUGAAAGAAUGGCUUUUGUGGCAGCCUUUGCAGUUUCAGCAUAUGCAUCUUCAUACUACAGAGCUGGAAGUAAGCCAUUUAACCCAGUUCUAGGGGAGACGUAUGAAUGUACGAGGAAAGAGCAAGGCUUCAGGUUCAUUGCUGAACAGGUCAGCCACCAUCCUCCAAUAUCUGCAUGUCAUGCUGAAUCAAAGAACUUUGCUUUCUGGCAAGAUGUGAGGUGGAAAAACAAGUUUUGGGGUAAAUCAAUGGAGAUUGUUCCAGUUGGCACAAUUCAUGUAACUCUUCCAAAAUAUGGAGACCAUUAUGAGUGGAAUAAAGUAACUUCUUGUAUACACAAUAUUCUUAGUGGACAGAGGUGGAUAGAACAUUAUGGAGAGAUUCUCAUUAAGAAUACAGCAAGUAGCAUUUGCCAGUGCAAGCUGACAUUUAUGAAGGCAAAAUAUUGGAAUUCAAAUGUUAAUGAGGUUGAAGGGAUCGUAAUGAACCAAAAUGGGAAGAUAAUGAAUCGACUAUUUGGAAAGUGGCAUGAAGGUAUAUUCUAUGGAACUCUCCCAUCAGCAACAUGCAUCUGGAGACCAAAUCCCAUGCCAAAAGAUUUUGAGCAGUACUAUGGUCUUACCAAAUUUUCACUGGGAUUAAAUGAACUGGAACCUGAUGAAAGACCAUACCUUCCACAAACUGACACAAGAUUUAGACCUGAUCAAAGAUACCUAGAGGAAGGUAACAUAGAGGCUGCUGAAUCUCAAAAACAAAGAAUUGAACAAAUGCAAAGAGAAAGACGGAGAGUUCUUGAAGAAAACAACAUGACACAUCAACCUCGCUUCUUUAGGCAAUCUCAGGAAGGUGGAAAGGAAAUGUGGGUGAGCACAAAUACCUAUUGGGAACUUCGGAAAGAUCCAGGCUUUGACAAGCUUGAAGGUCCAAUACUUUGGUGACAUAUCAAUGCAGAUUCAUUUUUUUUUGUUUCAUGACUAUUAUACGUUAUUUAUUAGAUAUAUAUCUAUGGGUCAUCUGUUAUCUUUAUGUGUAGGUGAUUGUUUAUUUAUUAUAAAUUUUUAGAGUUACUAAAACAUAUUGGGAUAGCUUGAUGCCUUAAAACUGCUAGAACUAAAAUUCAUCAGAUUUUUGCUUCAAAUAUCAUUUAUGUACUGCAAAAUUUGGCUACUUACAAGCUAUAGCAAGAAUAGUGGGUGCAUAACAUCUGCAAAUGUACAUUUUUAUUGCUUGCAAAGAGAAUGAACAAGUAUCUAUAUAAACUAGUAUCCUGUUAUGAAUUUGUUGCCUUUUUAACUAAGGCACACAGAAUGCUUCCAAUGUUGAAUUAAUUCAAGGCUUCUUACAGAACUUUUCAGUAAUGACACAUAUCCAAGAUACAUUAAUAGUCUGCUGUUUGUAUUUAAAUAAUAUAUUAGCCUUGAAUGUAGAACAUGCUCUGAUCCUACAAAAAAAAAUCUCCACUGAAAUUUGCAACGAAGAUUGUGAACCUCUGUUAUAGGUAAACCAAAGUAGUCAGCAUAAAACUGCAUUAACCACAAGCUUUCUACCUAUCCGGUUGCCAUUUUCUUCCCUCUCCUAUGCAUCACCACUUUGCUAUGAAAUUGUGUCUUGGCUUGCAGAAGCCAGCCAAAAAGGAGCAAGGUGCGGGGAAUUUUGCCUUACCCAGAAAUGCAGAUAGAUUCAAAGUCAGCACCACCGUCUAUAAAUAAAUCUGUCCCUACCCUGAUAGAAUGUUUGCAAAAGAGUGGAGAUACAAUAUUAUAAACUUGCCUUUUUAUGAUUUGCUAAAUGCACAGUCAAGUCAAAUGUCCAUACUCUGGAUACGCAAAGAUAUCACUUUACAAGUUCUUGACUGUGUAUUUGAUCCCUAAUUUGCACUAUUAUUGCGCACUUUUUGUAAAGACAUUUCAGUCGAAGUAUGAAGCUGAUUUUUCUGCUUGGUCAAAAUCUCAUGUUUUAAUGCCUACUUAUACCUAACACAUGGAGUGGGCUCUUGGAAGUUGAUAUGUUGAACUCUUAAAAAUGUUCAAGAUUGUGUUCAAAAAAAAUCUACCUCUUCCAAUAAAACAAAUAACUGUAUUCUCCCAACUUUUAGUACAGGAUAUUUUUUCCUCAAACAGAAAAGUUUAUAGGGAAAAGUGUGGGCUUUUCAAUAAGAAAUUAGGAUGUCUUUACACCACAUGAUUGCCAGAUGGGAAAACUACCUUGAUUCAUUCCUUGGCAAUAAACUGAGCAGCAAUUUUGCCAUUAGCCCAGUAGAUGGAAUAUUGCUGCUCUUUGUCAUCUUGACACUGGUUAUGCCACGAUUUGUUAGCUGGCUUUCUUCAAAUUUGGCUGGUUUAUAAUCCCAGGUUUUACUGCUGCUCCUUUAGCUUUCCCUCCAAGUUUUGGGACACCUUGCACAUGGAACAUUGUCCAAAAGCUGAAUAAGUGUCUGCAACUGAGGAAUUUUAUUAAGCAAUAGGUGAAUUGGAUCAAGGAUUGUAAGGGUGAUGUGAUGAAUUGGAGCUGCAAACUAUAAAUAGAGUUACAGGUAUUGGGAUGUGGUUGAUAUUUGAUUCUGAACUAGAUUUUUUUAUUCCUUGUGAUUUGAGUAUUUAGAAGUAAUGUUGCUGCUGAAGUGUAGCAUUUUCUGAAAAACGUAUGAAGCUUAAAGGUAUGAUGGACUACCUAAAACAUGUGCUUGAAGUCAAUAGCUAUGUGUAUCGGUGCAAAUUAAAUGAUGCAUCCUUAUCUACAAAAAUCCAGUAAUACUGCUUAUAUCCAUUAUAUAUUGAAUUUAAUCAUAUAGAUAAUAUCAAAAGUUCUUUGAAAACAUAGAUGAACAUUAAUUGACAAAUAUGACAAAGACCCUGACAAAAUAAUAAUCCAGCAAUUUUCACCUUCAUUAUGUAUUGGAAGUCAUUUGUGAAACUCUUCUCCCCAAUGCAGAGUUCCUAAAUAUUAUGUGAUGGAAGUAACAGGAGUUAAAUGAAGGCCAUUUUUUUUAAAUGUUUGUGAUAAACCUUAUUUGUUGCUGGAGUCAUUCUGAAAUACAUUGCAACAAAACAUCAGUGUGCAUUAAAGAAAACAGUGGUGUUGCAAGUAGUGCAGCUGUCCCACCACUCCAGCAGCCGAGGUUUGAUUCUGGUGCUGUCUGUUUGGAGUUUACAAUUUGUCCCUGUAACCACAUUGACUCACAUAACAAAGACGUGCUAAUCAUUGGGUGAAUUGGCCACUGUAAAUUGCCCAGAGUGUAGGUGAGUGGCAGGAGAAUGAGGUGAGUGUGAGAGAACAGGUCAUAGAGGAAUGGGAUUGCUCUGGAAGCCAAUGUAGACUCACAGGUUGAAUAGCCACCCUGACUUCAUAAGGAAAUGUGAAAAAGAGGUAAUAUAUGAACAUUCUCAGUGGGUUAACCCAUGGUAGUUACUCUAGCACUUUCACCCCUAUUUAUAUUGAUGAAUUAUGUAAAUUAGCUUUUUAAAUGUAAGUGUGCUGGUCAAGUUGAAAGCAUUGCAUGAAUGUGAUCUCUGGUCAUCUGAAGUCUUGGACUUCUCAAAUUAUAUAAUAAUUAAUGUACAUAUUUAUGGAUUAAAAUUGUUCCUUGCACUACACAACAUUCCUUACAUACAAAAAAAAAUCAUAUUGCAACUUCUCCCUAGUCUGCUCUGAGUAUGCACUGAGAAAGCUGAUCAACUCCACCUGAUACUGACUGACCCUGACUGAUGCUGAAUUUACAGAUUGAGGAAAUGGGGCCAGAUCCAUGUUCUCUCUGUUCAGUUUUGGUUUAAUAUGAGGAUUUGAACAUAAGAAAUAGAAGCUGGAGUAGAUCAUAUGGCCUCUUGCACAUGCUGCACCAUUCAGUAAGUUCAUGGUUGACCCUUUACCUCAGUUCCACUUUCCUGCAUUAACCCUACACUCUUGGAUUCCUUUAAUAUACAAUAAUUUAUCAAUCAGUCUUGAUUCUACUCAGCCUCCACUGUCCUGUUUGGUAGAGAAUUCCAGAAAUUCACCACCCUCUGGUGGACUUCUCUCAUUGCAGCCAUGAAUGACCAACUCCUUAAUUUGAGGCUCUGGCCUCAUUUUAAAUGUCCCAGCCAUGGAAGCAUUCAAGCCUCCACCCUGUCAAACCCCUAAGAAUUCCAAUGGGAUCACCUCUCAUUCUUCUAAACUCUGGAGUAUAGGCAUAGUCUGCUGCACGUUGACACUCAAUUUUCCCAGUUCUGGGAUUUUACUGAAGAACGGUUUGAUUUUCAGACUGCCCUAGUGCAGAAUCUCAACUUGUAUAGCUCAUUGUGAUCUUGAAGCAUUCUAUCCUGCAGCAGAAUAGAAUGCCUGUCAUUUUUCAGUGGGAAGAUAUCAACCUCCUUCUGCUGAUUGAUCACUGCCAGCCUUUGUUUUGCUACAGUAUCUCUCUGCUUUGAGCCAGCACAUUUUUAAUAACACUCUUCCUGCACAUAAAUGAAAUGAAGCCAGAUUUUCCUCUUUGCGGGAGUAUAUUUAUAAACACAAAAGUUAUUUUCACCAAAGGCAAUAUAAGUGCAUUUUCUUGAAAAUUAGACACAAAUAUUUUGACCUUUUUUGUAUGAUUAGCCAAGUCUUUAAGCGUAGAAGUAUGCACACCUGAAUUCAACUUUUGGUUACUUACUUGUGAAUUGUUUGCAUGUUUUCUGAGACUUGAUAGUUUUAGAACCACUGUGUUUCCUUGUUACCUCUAUUCAUAUACAGAAUUCAAUUAUCCAGGAGAAAUUGUUCAUGUAAUCCAGUAGAGUAUUUUUUGACUGAGGAAUAGAGUAAUUGGAAAGUUACUCUAAGCUUAUCCCACAGUUAUAAUGUAACAAAAUUACAAUUAAGUUAAUAUAACAGUUAAGAUGAAAUAGAUAAUAGAAUAUUAAUUAAUUUUCAAAAGAUAUUGAAUCAUUUUAAUGGACCUAAUGAUUCAUGAUAGUCCUGAAUAAGAUGCUUUUAUAUUUUUUAGUCUGAAGCAGCUGUGCCUGGCUUCCAAAAGAUUAUUUAAAAUUCUGGUUAUCAUUCUUGGGUUAGAGUGUCACUUACCCAGUGUUCAGAGAGAGAUUCAGGGAAAAAAAUUAGCUUUGUACCCCAAUAUUAGCACCAACAAUUUAGAAAUUUGCAUUCAAUGAACUCAACAUUUUUAUAGUUAAAUCCAAUGAAUAUUCGACAAUCAGUCUAUUUUAAUGUUGUUCAAUAUGGAACAAAGCACUUACUAAAGCUAACUGACUUGUGUAAAGCUACUUUGUGUUGUGGUGCUUACAGUCAAGUAUGGUUAAGGUAACUGAUCCCAUCUGAUUUAUAGGCACACAGAUUCUGUCAAGUUUUAGUGGUAAGCCAGAGAAUAAUUUAGUCAGGCUGGAGGCUGUUCCAUUUCACUGUUUUCAGAGUGUAUUUGGUUUUAACCUUUUGUACAAGGAAUUCAAGUUUUCAAGUGUUUAAUAAUGUCAUAUUUUAUAUUGGCUGUUUUAAGUAUAUUGUCAGGUUUAAAUUUCAGUGUACAAGAGAUUGAGGACAUUAUAACUCCCUUUUAAUGCUGUGUGAUCAGUCUUAUUUGCCCAAAAUAGGGAUUUGUACAUUUCUACAGUUCAUAUUUCAGCAUUUAUUACUCAUUUACUCUGAGCGCCAAAAAGACAUGUUUGCACCUUGAAGUUUGUAAGGGACAGGUGGUUUAUUCCGUGAUUCCAUUUGAAGGAAUUGAUAUCUAGAAUCCAAUGCAUUUUUAUGAUUGCAUCAUGUAUUUGUAAGAGGCUGCUGCAAUUCACUGUGUACUCUAUAUCAC
This is a messenger RNA of Pristis pectinata (smalltooth sawfish), 7963 nucleotides long. Its product is annotated as oxysterol-binding protein-related protein 3-like. Gene Ontology annotation, cellular component: plasma membrane; perinuclear endoplasmic reticulum; cytosol. The record is from RefSeq and is a predicted model, not a curated record. Lineage: Eukaryota; Metazoa; Chordata; Chondrichthyes; Rhinopristiformes; Pristidae. The transcript has 23 exons. Gene Ontology annotation, molecular function: cholesterol binding. The coding region runs from base 441 to 3131 and encodes 896 amino acids.